AUCUUUCAUUCCUGUGAAUGGAAAAAUGUAUUGCAUUGCGGUGGUCGUCGUCAACUCUAUAGGCAAUCUGUGAGGAGAAUUUGCUACAGCAAUGAGAAGAUACGACUUCUAAGAAGAGUUUCGAUCUUUCAUAUUUCAUAUUUGGCACUGAAUUUUUUGCAAGGCCACUUAUUCCUGGACUUAUUCUAUUUUGGGUCUAUUACGGUUGUUUGUUAUUUGAACCCUGCUUCGAAUUUGGGCCUACUGCACUGUGCUCACCCAACAGAAGCAUAUACGAAUUCAUUUUGGGAGGGAGUAGCAUUACUAGAUUACCUUCACUUUUGGAUAUAAAGUUGGGGCUUUUUAUUUCCGCCGGAGCCAUGGUCACAGCGGCAAGACCUCCUCUCAUCUCUCCCAUUAAAACAAAGUUACGGUGUUUUCCGGGCGGCAGGAGUGAAUACGUCAACCGACAUUCAGUUUUCGUGCCUAAGGGUUGUUGCCAUAGUGGUGGUAUUACAAGAAAAUCUAGUGGCGGUGAUAAUGAAUUGCCUAGGCCACAGGCAUUUGCUCCGUUCCUUCGUGAUUCGGAGGAUAGUAGAUUGGGAAAUGGAGCAAUCGAGUUUUCUGAUACCAGCAGCGAUUAUUCUCACAUAGGGAGCUCAGGUGGAUUUCGCUAUCCUGAUUUAUCAGAGAAGAUGGUGGUGGCUGUUGAUAUUGAUGAGGUUCUUGGAAACUUUGUAUCAGCAAUCAAUCAGUUUGUUGCAGAUCGUUACUCACUGUGUCACUCUGUGUCUGAAUAUCACGUUUAUGAGUUUGCCAAGAUAUGGAGGUGCUCAAAGGACGAAGCAAACGUACGUGUUCAUGAGUUCUUUGAGUCAUCUUAUUUCAAGACAGCAAUCCAUCCCAUUCCUGGUGCUCAGCAAGCUAUACAAAACCUAUCCAAAGUUUGUAAUAUGUCAAUAGUUACGUCACGGCAAUAUGCAAUUCAAGAUCACACAGUUGAGUGGAUUGAGAAGCACUAUCCUGGCCUUUUUCAGAAAAUUUAUUUUGGAAAUCACUUUGCAUUAAAUGGAAAAUCCAUACCCAAAUCAGAGAUUUGCAGGUCAUUGGGAGCAAAAGUUUUGAUUGAUGAUAAUCCUAAUUAUGCCAUUGAGUGUGCUGAAGUUGGGAUCAAGGUUCUUUUGUUUGAUUAUGAAAAUUCAUAUCCAUGGUGCAAGUCAGACUUUGCUAAUGGCCACCCACUAAUCACCCGCGUCCAAAAUUGGGAAGAAGUGGAGCUUGAAUUAGCAUCUUUGAUCCUCCCCAGUAAUAAUAAUAUCAUCAUUUCAUAGUAAAUUAGUUUCAUACAUCGCUAAUUUGUGUAUGGUAAUUCACUGGAAUGUUAGCCCCAUGCAAAAUGUUGAGGCUAUCGCUUCAAAACUUGUACUCUAAUUGUUACAUAGCAUUUAGCAAUCUUGACUGACGUGUAGUCCCAUUCUUGAGUUAUCUUUCGUUUUUUUUGCAUUAUGGGACACUUGUAGUGAAUAUUCCAUGUGUGAUGUAUCACAUCAUUUGUAAGAUUACCUUUCAGAUUAUGAGCCCGUUUUGUAACACUAAAAUUGGCUGAAUUGGUUGAUUCUGCUGAAAUUUAUGAA
This is a messenger RNA of Cuscuta europaea, 1613 nucleotides long. Lineage: Eukaryota; Viridiplantae; Streptophyta; Magnoliopsida; Solanales; Convolvulaceae. The record is from the annotation of a GenBank genome assembly.